Messenger RNA from Aspergillus candidus, 652 nucleotides. RefSeq lists its product as uncharacterized. The coding region runs from base 42 to 302 and encodes 86 amino acids. The transcript is spliced from 2 exons. NCBI's taxonomy places the organism in Eukaryota, Fungi, Ascomycota, Eurotiomycetes, Eurotiales, Aspergillaceae. The record is from RefSeq and is a predicted model, not a curated record.
CGCUUGCGCGCCCCAUUCCUCUGUCCCCGACUCGAAUAAUUAUGCUUCAGACGCCGCUUCACUUGUUUCCCCGGAACCCAAGCCGGAUCGUUGGUCUCCUCGUCGUCGGAGAAGGAGCAGCUUUCGGCAGGCUCGUGCGCUUUCAACGACGUUGGCGGCGGCGAACGCGCGCAGCUUUUACCCCUGCCCUUGCUUUUGCUCUCGGUUUUCUCGUGUUUUGCCCUCGUUCGCAGAUCCGCUAUGCUGGCUAUAAUCUCGUUGUGUUUCUCGAGUCGAUGGUGUACGGAUGUCAAGGGGCGUAACAUGCGAUUUGCCCAUUUCGCGGUCGGUCGGAUGUCGCCCAUGUUACGCCAAUCGCCAAUCGCCAAUUGUGCGGACUAUUCUGCCAAUUCUUUGUCUGGCUUAUCGGUAAUCCAUUCUAUCCUAUCACUGUAUUGUCGGUAUCCACUCCGAAAAGGAAAAAAACAAAACAAAAAGGGUCCAGCUCCAAUGUGAAACCCAAAAACUGUGCUGUUAAUAUGCACUCUAUCAAAAGCGAAUAAGUAUGCUGUCUCUGGCGAUAUCAAGCCAUAAGAUGCAGGUCGGUCUCCAAAAGCACUGGCGUUGUUGUUGUGAUCGACGUAAACAUGCGACCGGGGCCGAGAGGAAAAGC